This is a messenger RNA of Salarias fasciatus (jewelled blenny), 1453 nucleotides long. It is a transcript of the gene tufm, whose product is annotated as Tu translation elongation factor, mitochondrial. The coding region runs from base 22 to 1365 and encodes 447 amino acids. Gene Ontology annotation, molecular function: translation elongation factor activity; GTPase activity; GTP binding. Gene Ontology annotation, biological process: mitochondrial translational elongation. The transcript has 10 exons. The record is from RefSeq and is a predicted model, not a curated record. Gene Ontology annotation, cellular component: mitochondrion. Lineage: Eukaryota; Metazoa; Chordata; Actinopteri; Blenniiformes; Blenniidae.
UUGGUUCGUCUAACAACCAAGAUGGCGGCGCUUGUGGGACUGCGCGCAUGUUUCUCCGCACUGCAGCUGUCCUCACCAGGCCUCCUGCACAACUCAUUCAAACUUUGUGCUGUGCCUCUGAACCGGCGGACCUUUGCUGCAGAAGCGAAGAAGACAUACAGCCGGGAGAAGCCCCAUGUGAACAUUGGAACAAUCGGCCAUGUUGAUCAUGGAAAGACCACCCUGACUGCAGCCAUCACCAAAGUUCUCGCUGACGCCGGUGGUGCCAACUUCAAAAAGUAUGAAGACAUCGACAAUGCCCCAGAAGAAAAGGCCCGAGGAAUAACCAUCAACGCCUCUCAUGUUGAAUACACCACAGCCAACAGACACUACGCCCACACAGACUGCCCCGGCCACGCCGACUACGUCAAGAACAUGAUCACCGGCACGGCUCAGAUGGACGGCUGCAUCCUGGUGGUGGCAGCCACCGACGGCCAGAUGCCUCAGACGCGGGAGCACCUCCUGCUGGCCCGGCAGAUCGGCGUGGAGCACGUGGUGGUCUUCAUCAACAAGGCCGACGCCGUGGAGGACAAGGAGAUGCUGGAGCUGGUGGAGAUCGAGAUCCGCGAGCUGCUCACCGAGUUCGGCUACGACGGCGAGAACACGCCGGUGGUGAUCGGCUCAGCUCUCUGCGCUCUGGAGGGGAAGCAGCCAGAGCUGGGAGUGAAGGCGGUGAUGCAGCUGCUGGAAAUUGUGGAUUCUUACGUUCCUCUGCCCAAGAGGGAUCUGGAUAAGCCGUUCCUUCUGCCCAUCGAAGGCGUUUAUUCGAUCCCAGGCAGAGGAACAGUGGUGACCGGCACCAUGGAGAGAGGAACCGUCAAGAAAGGAGACGAGUGCGAGUUUGUGGGCCACAACCGCAGCAGCAAAUCCGUGGUGACUGGAAUCGAGAUGUUCCACAAAUCUCUGGAUCGGGCGGAGGCCGGAGACAACCUGGGCGCUCUGGUCCGAGGCCUGAAGAGGGAGGACGUCAGGAGAGGCAUGGUGAUGUGCAAACCAGGGUCCAUCAUGCCUCACCAGAAAGUCAAGGCACAGGUUUACAUCCUCAGUAAGGAGGAGGGCGGCCGACACAAGCCGUUUGUCACCAACUUCAUGCCCGUCAUGUUUUCUUUCACCUGGGACAUGGCCUGCAGAGUCAUUCUGCCCCAGGGCAAGGAGAUGGUGAUGCCGGGCGAGGACACCUCGCUGACGCUCAUCCUCCGCCAGCCGAUGGUCCUGGAGAAAGGCCAGAGGUUCACCCUGAGAGACGGAAACAGAACCAUCGGCACCGGCCUGGUGACGGACAUCCUGAAGAUGGAGGAGGACGACCACUGCAACUGGGGGGGCUGAGACCGCGGAUCAGGAGAUGGGCGGCGUUUCAGCGCCGGCUCAGUGACUUUGUCUGGUCAGAUGAAUUAACGCGGUUAAAACACAAGCU